Messenger RNA from Neoarthrinium moseri, 1434 nucleotides. RefSeq lists its product as uncharacterized. The transcript has 2 exons. Bases 1 to 1434 code for a protein of 477 amino acids. NCBI's taxonomy places the organism in Eukaryota, Fungi, Ascomycota, Sordariomycetes, Amphisphaeriales, Apiosporaceae. Gene Ontology annotation, molecular function: oxidoreductase activity, acting on paired donors, with incorporation or reduction of molecular oxygen; heme binding; monooxygenase activity. The record is from RefSeq and is a predicted model, not a curated record.
AUGUACGGACAAAUUAUCCAUCUCAAUAUGCUUGGUCAAUCUGUGAUCAUUCUAUCUACCACGAAGGCUGCGCAUGAUCUGCUAGCCAAGAAAGGCAGUAUAUUUUCAGACCGCCCUCGUUUUGUAAUGGCAUCUGAACUGGCAUUGAAAGGCAUGCACAUGCUUCUUAGGCCGUAUGACGCGCGUUUCAAACUACACCAGAGAAUGGAGAGUCAAGUAUUGAACGAACGAGCAGCAGUUGUUUAUCUUCCUUUCCAGGAACUCGAGUCCAGGCAACUACUGCUUGAUCUCCUGGAGAAUGCAGGAGGUUCAGGGACUGACUGCCAUGAGUAUCUCGAACGUACUACUGCUAGUAUUAUUUAUGCCUUGUUCUACGGGUAUCGUCUGAAGUCGGCCUCAGAACCCGUGCUUCUUGCUGCACAUGCAGUCAACCACGAAUUCGAUCAGCUGGCGCAGGUCGGGAAAUAUCUGGUCGACUCGUUCCCCGUGUUGAACAAUCUCCCAAGCUUCUUAGCCCCGUGGAAAGCCGAGGCCGAGGACCAUUGGCAACGCAAUUGCGCCUUGCAUGUAGGAAACCUCCAACGCGGCCUUCGGGACAGGGCUUGGAAUUUUUGCAAGCAGAUGGGAGGGUAUCUGGAUACCCAAGCUAUUGAAAUGUCACCCGAAGAAUUAGCACUCGAUAUCGGUAUCAUGGCCGAUGCUGCGUUGGAUGCUAGCACGGGGACCUUGUAUUGGUUCCUCGUUGCGUGCGUUACGGAUGAUGGGGGCUUCAUGGCCGAAGCUCAGUUUUGCCUGGACAAAGUCGUUGGGCGAGAUAGACUGCCCACGUUUGAAGACCGGCCACGGCUGCCGUAUAUCGACGCCAUCGUGGAAGAAGUUCUUCGAUGGCGACCUGCAGGAGCUGCAGGCGUCCCGCACUUCACCAAAGUUGGAGGCACCUACGAGGGUUACAGGAUCCCAGCCAACUCCGUCGUCAUAGCCAACCACUGGGCAAUCACGCGUGAAGAGGCCGUGUUCGGCCCAGAUGUGGAAUCAUUCCGGCCCAGUCGCUGGUUGGAUUCAAUCAACAAUUCUGGUCAGCUGCGAGAUCUGCCAACCGUAGGUUUCGGGUACGGAAGACGCGUAUGCCCUGGGCGUCACGUGGCGCGCAAUAGUCUAUGGAUUGUAAUUGCCCGUUUGCUGUGGGCCUUCAACAUAACGCCUGGCCUGUCAAAGAGGGGCGAGCGGAUCGAGGUGGACUCUACCGCAACUACGGACGGCUUGGUUACGAAGCCUCUGCGGUUCAAGGCUACUCUUAAGCCUCGUGGUGAAUGGUCCCGCAAGAUCAUCUUGUCUGGAUGCGAUACUCAAGGCGUGGCCCACGCCGAGAUGUUGGACCGCAUCGGAGAAAAUCUAGCCGCAAAGUCAGGGGCUACUGGGCAACACAGUAGGUGA